CACAAUAUUACAUACAUACACAAUCUAUUUAGCUUAUAAUAUCAUUCAGCACAUGAAAAUCAUAGGUGACUAUUAUUAGUUAUAGGAGUUAAAUAAACUUUUUCCGGCUUUAACUAUCAUUCACAAUAUUGUAACGUAUAUAUAUAUAUAUAUAUAUAUAUAUAUAUAUAUAUAUAUAUAUAUAUAUAUAUAUAACCACUUAGCAACAGAAUUACUAAUCCAAACAUUGUACUAAUUUGAUAUGGAUCGAGAAUCGAACUUAUAAAUCAUACAAGUUGUAAAAAACACAAAUAUUCCCUUCGAACUAUACAUAAAAUAACUAUUUGAAUUGAGAUUGAUUCUCAUUCUCAAUAUUAAUGAACAUUUCCAUUGUCAUCCUUAUUAAACACAAUCGAAUUGAAUAAGUAGUUGGUAAACUUUUCAAAUUGUGCUCUGUUUAGAAGAUUAGUAACGUAAAAGAAAAAAUCUAUAACUGAGUUGAUCAGUGAAUAUUUUAUUUGAUUAUCUAGUAAAUCGGUGCCAGAGAUUUUAUCUUCAAAUGAUAUACUAUUACUGUUACAUUCAUUACAAAUUACAAUCUGAAUAUAUUUUACAAUGGAUAAAUCAAAAAAGAAUCUGUUCAAUUAUCCUUUGUGACCAUUAUGAAUGAGCAGAGUUUUAGUCGCUACCAUCAUUCAACUAAUUUAGAUGAAUGUCAAGAGAAUAAUAAUGAUGUUGAUAAUGGUCGUCCAUUUGAUAAUGACUCAUCUUUAGAAUAUCAGUCAAAUAACAGUACACCAUCGUCAUCAUCAUCAGGUUAUGUUAAUUAUGAACUACAAAGUAAGAAUUAUGAUUCUGAUGAAAUUCUUGAUUUGAGAAUGCAUAAAAAUAAAAUCUUUGACACUUGGCCAUCAACAACAAUUUCUUCAUCUUCGUCCUUUAACUCGUUAUUUUCCACAAAUAUAAACUAUGAUAAUCAUCCAUGUAAAAUAUCGAAUUCAGAAUUAUUAAAUAAUCUAAUUGAAAUGAAUAAACAACAACACAUUGACGCUUUAUUCAAUCAUCAUUUAACUUCAUCAUUAUCUUCAUUACCAAGUACUACUACUACUACUACCACCAAUAAUACUACUAAGUUGAAUACAUUUUCAACUGCUUUAACAUCAUCAGUAGCAUAUGAAAAAUUAACACAAACAAUAACCACUUCCAAUAUUAGUCCUAUAAAUAAUUUAAUAGAUUUUACCAAUACACUAUCAAAAACUAUUCAUACAUUAUCUAAAUAUCAUUAUUCUAAAUUAAAUGAUCAUCAACCAAAAUCAUUAUCGAAUAUUAAACAUUCAAUUAAUCAUGAAUUUCAAUUGGAUAAAAUAAAUUUUCUUUCAAAUUUCCCAUAUUAUCUUUAUCGAUUUUUUUCUACAUCAAAUAUAAUUCCUACUAUUCAACAACUACAACAACCACACCAGCAUCAGCAGCAAGACAAUCAAGAACGACAAUCCUAUAAUUCUAUUAAUUCAUCUUUAAUAGAUCCUUUACAAGAGAAUACAAAUAUUUCAUAUUCAUUAUUAAAACCAUGUAUAAAAUUUUCUAAUAUGAAUUUAAUCAAUCAACAAUAUACAACAUCAUUUGAAUUAUCAAUUAAUUUUAUUAAUUGGUAUCAUCAAUUUAUGCAAAAUUUACAUCAAUUAUUAUUAAAACAACAAUUCAAACAACAACAACAACAGAAGCAUGAUCAUCAUCCUCAACAACAACAACAACAACAGCAGCAUGAUCAUCAUCAUCAUCCUCAACAACAGCAAGAUCAUCGACAACAACAACAACGACAAAUUGAUCAUCAACAAAAUGAUCAAAAUUUAAAAUGGAUUAAAAAGGAGACAAAUGGAUUCAAUAAAGAAUAUCAUAUUAGUUUAAAUUCAUUUGAUUUACAUUUAGAUAAAGAGAAAUAUUAUCAAAAGAUAAAUAAUUCAACAGAUCAUUUAAAAGUCAAUAAAUAUGAUACAUCAAAUGAUGAAAAUUUUUCUAAUUUUCAAUCAAAUCAAGAUGAAUUACCUAUUGAUUCAUGUUCACAAAAAUGGAUCAUUUAUCAAAAUGAAUCAAAUCUUUUAUCUGAACAAUCAACAUUUACUAAAUCAAUAAAUGAUAAAAUCGAUACAAAAUUAUUCAAUAAAUCUAAAUUAUCUUAUUCUAUUAAUUCAUCAUUAUCAUCAUCAUCAUCAUCUAAUCCAAUUCAUUAUUAUCGUCAUAUUUAUCAUUAUCAUCAUAAUCAACAAUUAAUUAAUAAUCGUAUUAAAUAUAAAUUACAAUUAAAUAAUAAUAAUCAUAAUAUAAAAAUUAAUAAAAAUUCUAAUUUAUUAUAUCGUUAUCAAUGUCCACAUUGUAAUAAAGAAUUUCCCCGUUCAGCUAAUUUAAAUCGUCAUUUACGUACACAUACUGGUGAAAAACCAUAUCAUUGUGAAUAUUGUCAAAGAGGUUUUAGUAUAUCAUCUAAUAUGCAACGUCAUAUAAGAAAUAUACAUCAACGUGAACGUCCAUUUAUAUGUACAAUAUGUAAAAGAGCAUUUGCUCAAAGAACUAAUUUAGAUAGACAUAAACGUAAUCAUUGGUUACAUAAUUCAUAAAAUUUAUAAUAAAAUGUAUAUUUAUUUAUUUAUUCAAUUCUAAUCAACAUUAUUUUCUUGAUUAUUUUGUUUGUUUGUUUAUUAUUCACUUUUGAUUGUUGAACUUUGUAAGAUGAUUUCAUGUUCAUAUUGUUCAUGAUAUUUUCUUUUUUUUAAUUAAAAUAAACAGUAACAAAG
Schistosoma mattheei is the source of this 2768-nucleotide messenger RNA. The record is from the annotation of a GenBank genome assembly. NCBI's taxonomy places the organism in Eukaryota, Metazoa, Platyhelminthes, Trematoda, Strigeidida, Schistosomatidae.